Molecule: messenger RNA, 1024 nt
Organism: Apis laboriosa (Himalayan honeybee)
Lineage: Eukaryota; Metazoa; Arthropoda; Insecta; Hymenoptera; Apidae
Product: EF-hand calcium-binding domain-containing protein 11-like
Exons: 4
Coding region: 485-934 (149 amino acids)
Molecular function (GO): calcium ion binding
Source: RefSeq, a predicted model, not a curated record
AAUAGCGUUCCGCCGCGGUGUACGCAUACGCGGGGAGAAAAGGAAAAAAAGGAAAGGAAUGAACGAGUUUAAAUGACGGGUAAUUAAAAAACGGAACGUAAAAUCAGGCGGGGUUACAGCUCAUUAGUUUUCAGCGGCGGAGAACGAUGACAGAGGCCGCGAAAAUGCCGGUUGAAUGCCGGAUAUAGCAGACGCGUUAUGUCAUCGGGCGCACACGGCCGCGUGUACGUGUCCCGCGGCGGCGUUAAUUGGCUCCGUGAUGAAUAUUACAAAAUACCGGAGGUUGAAAGGAGAGUCACCGCUUUAAUUACGACAUAAUGCGUGUCGGUCGAGCUUCUCUCGCGUGAAACACCGAUACGCUCCUUCUCUCUCGCGUUACACGACUACCGGCAACACCUUUCAACCGCUUUCAUCAAAUCGCUUAAUAUGGAAGUCGUUCAAGAAAAUUUCCCCCUUCUAGUGGGAUACGUUCAGAAAGGACGAGAUGCUACCGAAUUGUUUCGAGGAUCGCGCGAAAAUGGCUUUUGAUUAUGCCGAUGCGGAGAAAAAGGGAUUUUUGAGCAAACGGGAAUACAAGAUAGCGAUGACGGCUGUUUUUGGAUGCCGUCCGGAAAAAACGGAAGUGAAACAAGUGUUUCAAUUUACCGAUAAAAUCUCAUUCGAGGAGUUUAAAUUAUGCGUGUCCAAGAAAAGUAAUGCAAAUGAUCCACACGUUAAUGCGGAAGUGUUAUUCACUUUAUUGGAUAAGGAUUAUAAAGGAUAUUUAGUAUUGGAUGAUUUCUAUUCUGCAAGCAAAAAUGUGGAUUUGAAAGUGUCAUUGACAGUGUGGCAAACUAUAUUUAAGGAAUUAGAUCGUUAUAAAAAAGGAUAUAUCGAUUUCGACGAAUUUUUACAUAUAUUACCUACUACAAUAACUUACAAUGAGGUAGUCUGAUUUAAUACAAAGCUUAAAUAUAAUAAACGAAUCAAAUAAAUUUCAUAUUUUAUCACAAUCUCAUAAAACGUUUACUAAAUUAAUACAUUG